Aphanomyces astaci is the source of this 1026-nucleotide messenger RNA. RefSeq lists its product as hypothetical. The transcript has a single exon. The coding region runs from base 122 to 598 and encodes 158 amino acids. Lineage: Eukaryota; Oomycota; Saprolegniomycetes; Saprolegniales; Verrucalvaceae. The record is from RefSeq and is a predicted model, not a curated record.
GGCAAGGAAAGAUAAAACGCACUGCGUUAUACUCGAUGUUGUUGAACUGGAAGAUUUGGUGUAGGGGCGGGAUGAUGGCACCGCAGUUUCUCCAACGCCGCGCCUGCCAUCCUUCAUUGGCAUGGCAGACACUGCUGCCGCCGCCGCCUUGCAUCCAGCGAUAGAUGAUGACGAUGCAUGGAUGGAAUAUGUGAACUUUAUCCUGUGCCUCGUCAUGCUUACUGUCCUGUUGUGUCAUCGCGUGUGCACGUUCCACCUCGCCAAGCCUGCGCCACCCUCGUCCGUUCCCACUGCUUCCCUUGCGAAGGUGCCGCUGCCACCGACGUCGUCCACCAUGCUGCAUCAAUUCCACGAGUGGUGCUUUGCCACGUCGGCCACUGACGCCUCCAAGGAACGAACCAUCCUGGACGACGUCAUCGACUCACUUCUCCUCACUUCCGACGAGCCUCUUCAUCACGAAGAUGCUUUAAGUCCUUCCGGGCCAAUGCUCAUCCCAAAGCUGUGCGAAGCUGCCCUCAUAGUCCUCGUGUUCACGUUGCAAGCCGCCUCUCAUCAGCAUCAUACGUCGUUCCGGUCGUUUUUCUGCUCUAAGCAAUAAAUUACAUGCCGUCCAUACUAUAUCUCGGAUAUGUCGUCGUUGGACUUGCCAACGGAUAUCCACUUCACACCAUGCACUACCACCACCGUAGCCGCUUUAGACGCAACGUAGAUACGAGUCGGCAAAUGCUAUCCUCCAUGCAUGGGCCGCGUACGUGGGUUGUUCAUAGCUCUCCCUGCAUUCCAACGUCAUGUACGUGGUCUCGGUGCCGUGGUAGUCGACCCAAAUCACGUCCAUUGGCCGAGGGGUCGCGUUGACAAACUCGACCGCCGUGUCAAUCACGCUCACUUUCGACAGGAUUCGGACGAGGCGGUUGCCUACGUACGAAGAAGCGGGAUACAUGAAGGACAGCGGUGUCACCAUGCGCCACAUCGUUACCUCGGGUAAGCCCGUCGUCGACGUUGCAUCGAGGCCAUCGGCGGAAAUAU